Molecule: messenger RNA, 1508 nt
Organism: Protopterus annectens (West African lungfish)
Lineage: Eukaryota; Metazoa; Chordata; Ceratodontiformes; Protopteridae
Product: E3 ubiquitin-protein ligase TRIM4-like
Exons: 8
Coding region: 164-1117 (317 amino acids)
Source: RefSeq, a predicted model, not a curated record
GAUGGCUGGGCAUUCCACGUGCAUCAGCAGGGGGCGUUACCAUACUAUUUGUUUAUUUCCGACUAGUUCUGGGAAUUGAGCAGAGACUGGGGAAAGGUAAAGGCGGUGUGUGUUCACUUUUUUUCACUCCGCUGGAGGUUGGCAGUGUUUGCAGAGCACUGUGAUGGCGGACGAUGAUGGUUUCGGCAACGGAACUCGUGUGUUUGACUUUUAUCGGGUUUCGGUUACUCCACCGGGAGUGGGCCCUGUACCUUUGCAGUUGACCCCUGUUGGGGGAGGAAGCAAUUGGGUAGAUGCAAAAGCCAUAUGGCGGGAGAUCACUUUGUCCAGAUUAGAUCAGCUGGUUUCGGAGCCAGGGCCACUUGCAGGAGUGUAUGAAAACCUAAAGAUGAGGUUGGUUGAUCGUAGUCUUGACCCAUUUGUACUUGUGGAACGAAUUCUUCUUCGACAAGCUCAGGAGAUGCGGAACUACUUCAUGUUUUUACCGCAUAUGGUCAUCAGUGAUUGUGCUACAGCACUUGAAAGCAGUGGCAGCAGCACAUCGAAACGAAACCGUUUAAUUAAACAUAUCACUGAGGAGUUUUCUGAGCUGCAUCAGUUUCUGCACAAGGAAAAAAAUCGCAUUUUAACCAGGUUGUCAGCUGAACAGGUGAAGAAUUUGAAAUCAUUGAAUGAUCGUGUGCAGCGACAGAAGGAGAAGAAGAAAGGUGAUUCUGUAAGAGAACAGAUCAUUGACAGGUUUUCCAAGCUGCACCAGAUUCUGGAGAUAGAAGAAAAUACAUUUACAAUGAGAAUGGAUUCUGAAGAAGAGAAAAAGAAACGCCAGUUAAAUGAGGUCCGCACGACCACAAAAGAUAUGAUGCAGAGGCUUCAGCAUCUCACAUUCGAAUUGUUGAAAAAGCUAGAGAAUCAGGAUCUAUCUGCUGACACGGAAAUUUUAGAACUUCAACAACUGAUGGAACAAGCAGUAACCAGGAUUAGUCGACCGCUGAUUAUAUCAUCGGAUUUAAGUGAAGAAGAAUUUAUCGCCCCUGUGCACUACACUACAAUGAAGGUCAACAAUUCAGUUCCAAAUGAAGACGGAAAUGUUGCAGUAACAAAUAAUGUUUCCAACUGAAGCAUUCUUCAGAUUGUCUGGACGGGUUUUCAGAAUUAGGCCGAGGAUGGAUUGGCAUAAAUUAUUUUCUACAUCUGUAACCAGAACUUGCUUAUGCUAAACAUGCAUAAUUAUGUUUCUUGUUGAAAUUGCUGCUGUUUCAGAACUCUAUGCUAUGAAGGAGACUUGGCAUUCUAUUAAGCUGCUGCCUUUUAACUUCUCAUCGCCCUGUGCAUGACAUACUGGUUCUAGAACUGUGAACUGGCUAAUGAAUUGCGGACAAGUUAUGGCAUCAUGGCUAUUUAGAAAGAGAGGCAACAUAAGAUGGCUUCUUGACUAUACAGUGUACUUGAAUUGACCGAUAUUGCCACAUUUUGAAUCAAUUGUAAAAGAAUAUAAUUUUUGUACCAAA